GAGGUAUAUCACUCUCAAAUCAUGGAUUUGCUUCAAAAUGCCGGAAGUAUGCCACUAGGCCAACUGGCACGUGAUCCUCUAUCAUGUUGCCUGUAAAACUCUUCAUCAUGCCGAUUUGUGAUAAUUUCGUUGUGCAGAUAAACCUUAGUUGUGUUGAUCGUAUAUUCAAAUUUUCUAUGUCUCUCUUCUAAACUUUUGCUUGCAUCCCGCAAAUAAGAUACUGCAAAAUUAUACAAUUAGUCUAAACACUCCAAUUCUCUGAACUUCCACUCCGAAGACAUUUUAUUCUGAAAACAAAUUCUAUCUUGAAAGUGGAACCAACGUUGGAAAACGAAAUCCUCUCUACAUAAACAUUGAUGAGUUGUAUUACUUAUCCAGAGUAAAAUUGAUACCUUAAAAAAGGCGGUUUCACUCCUUUCUACUGAAAUUUAGUCGAAGAAGAAUCUAAGAUGGAGCGUCGGAAAUCUAUGGAUUUUGGCUUUCAAGAGCAACCUAUACCCAUUCCUAUACAAAUGUAUCUUUGGUCUCAAAUGCGGCCAUUCACUCGAGCGAAGCUUGGCAAAGUUCAUGAGGCUUCAUGCAUGUUCUGUCAACACGCGCCCGGUCAUCAUGAGAUGAAAGAAGCUUGCACGUCGAUGGAGAAAGUGUUGGUCCAAAAUCUGCACAAUGAACUCACACCUUCUCUAAGAAAAAUGUUGGCUACCAUCCCAAGGUGGCGUUUGAUUCAAUCAGCUCUUCCUGUUGUUCUUCAUGCCACUGCAAACGUCUUGAACAGCAAAAAAGACUUACAGAAUCUGGGUGCAAUGGAAACGACACUGCUAUACAUUUUACAUUGGAUUUUGCUAGAUUCUGCAGAAGAAUGUGCUGACUCCGAUGCUGAUAUCAAUAAUCCGUUUUUCUAUCUUUUUCCGAUUCCAACGAUGACGGUUUUUGUUUAUCUUUUUGCACCGCUGUGCAAUCAUCUAAAGGACGUAGAUUUCAAGUCAAAUCUUCGACUCGAAAAUGGUUUGAAAAUAUGGAAUCCCUUGUAUGAAUGUCGACAUCCAGAAGCGCCUUGUUUUACAGCACAUGUUCGUCCAAAACCAAGAGCCCUUUGGAGCAGAUCAACACGAACAGUAAAAAAACCACCGGUUCAGGAUGACGUAUUUUUUGGAAGAAACGCUGAUAGCCCACUGAGUCACACAGCAAGUAUAUCUGACUCAAGUAUGGCACCUUCAUUGAAGCAUCAGGAUGAUGAUGGUUCGUGGGUUUCAUCGCCAAAGGAUACAGUAUUUCCUGAAACCAUACCAGAAGAAAGUUCUAGUACAGAAGAUGAGCAUGUUGUUAUAUUUCGAUUACCAUCCCUAAGUGAAUCAGAUAGAAUGAUGGAUGGAGUAAAGGAGGUUUCUACCAUUUUCGCAGGCGAUGCAAGUAUUUUUCAUGUUGCAAUGGGAAGAUCGAGCAACUCUCAAAAAUCGACUUUGACCAUAGAACAAGUCACUGCUAUUUCCGGUUUAGACACUUGUCAACAGUUUCAAGGAAAAUCGAAUAAAAGUAAAGAUGAAAAAGGAGACAGAGAUUUUCAUUAUGAAGAAUCGAAAGAGAAAAUUUCAUUAGGUCAAAGAAUUUCCAGCGACGGAAGUGGAACUCGAGUGUCAGCAAUUGAUGCUGAUGUACGUGCAGCAACUUUUCUGGAUGUUUCUGUUUUAAGAUGUCUUUUCGUUGCCCAGUGGCAAGAAGAAGGAAUAUUUUGGGCUCUUCAAUAUUUAUACAACAGGUUGAAGAGUAUAAGUGUAGAAAGUUCAGUUCAACAAAUGCCUAGACGUCGCAGUAAUUCUCUUCCAAUUCCAAAAAUGGAGGUUUCCAUUUACCAAAGUCCAGAGAACAAGAAAAAGGAAGAUGAAAAGGAAUUUAUAGAUAUUCCUGAUACUAAAGAUACCACAGCUGCUGCUGAUGGCAGUCAUCCUAGGAGAGCCAAUGAAAAAACGAAGAAAAGGAUGCAUUUAGCCGAUUUAAAAGCUUUUGUGGAAACAAAACUUCUCUCAAAAUCUGAAAAGGCUCUUGAAAAAAUUGGCCAGGAAGAGCCAAAAUCUUUUUAUGAACAAGAAUGUCAUAGGAGUCUCGACACAGGAGAUGAUCAUUUGACAAGGCCGAGUUCCACCUAUUCUAAAAUUUUUGAUGCUAAAGAUAUCGAUCAUAUAGAAUAUCCAACAAAUUUAAUCAAAGGAAAAAGUAUGCCAAGUCUAAGCUGCUUGAUUAACGAGCUGACCGCGGGAGGGUACCUAGGAGACACCAAGGUUGAAAGAAAACAAAGUAAUGUCUACAGUAAAUCUCAUGGUACUAAAAAUCCUAUAAUUACUGUUACGGAGCACACGCCUACUCCUUCCCCGGAUUACAUGAGAAGACAUGGUUCAAUUGAUAGUCAAUUAGAUGCAAUUGGUAUUCACGGACCACGUUUAGGUUGUGAUAGGAAACCGAGCCUUACAAGGUCCCAAACCGACUCUAAUAUUACCUACACGGGGGAUGAAAUGCCAGAAGCUCCUGGAUCUGCAAAAUUUAUAACUAGAGAUGGUGAUAUUGAUUUCCAAAUAGUUCUGAGGGCUGUGCACAAUGUUGCACUUCGUGAAAAUACUUACUGUACUCUUAGAGUUUGUGAAAUGAUUCUUAAUUUGGUUGUCAUUCUAAUUGAAGUGGGUGUGCUAAAUCAGUGCCUUCGUGAAGAAACCAUGGAAUAUUUUAAUGGUGAUAAGUAUGAUACAGAAAGUAAAAAACAAGAUUCGACACUGAACGAACCUGGACCUGGAAAUCCCGAGGAUACAGAAAAAAUCCGCAGGUCCUCUGAUCAUAAUGUCCUGAUGAAUUGUGUUAUUAGGGUGAUAAAGCAUCUCGGAUGUCCCAAUGGUUGUUCUGAUGGAAUUCGAGGACCUCAAGCUGAUCUUUGUCGCUCGCAAUCUCAGUCAAUUCUCAGUAGACUUCACAAAGCUAGUCCUAAAUUAUUUUCAAAAUUAUUACGCACAUUAAUUCGCGAUUUGCCAAUUAAUGAGAUUUUAGACUUUUUUCACUCUUACGUUGGAUUUUGUCUGGAGCAGGGUUCCCUCUUAUCUCCACUCAACCAAAAAAGAGGAUCUAGUAAAUCCCCGGACACGGUUCCUCAAGGAAGUUAUGCCACAAAUUUCGGAGCUGGACCAGUCAGUGGUGCAUCUGGACAAGGAGGAUCUCCAUCAGGAGUUUCAGCUUCGGCAGCACCUGGAACUUCUACAACUGCACCUCCAACCUGGACCCCAGCUGGAACUGGAGCCACACCAUAUAGUAGUUUAGGUGCACCAGCACAUGGUCUCCGAAGCAUAGAGGGUCAAAUCAUGGCAUAUAUUUUUAAACCCUUUGUCACCCUUUGUGUGAAAAAUUUGAAAAAAUUAAAGUCCCAGGAUAAUAUUGCUCUUUACUGUGAUUUGAGGCAAUUUUUGACUUAUGUUAAAGAAGCACAUGGUGGUGUUUUUCGUAGAGUUGUUCUCAGUGGAAUUCUGGAUUCGUCUGAUCGACCUAAUAAGCGUUGUAACAGCUACAUGCAAACCACGAGGGUUAUUAGGCACAUACAUCAAUCUGAUUUUGAGGAAAGUGCAGAUGGAGGUGAACCAGUUUAUUCAGUAGAUGACAGAGGCACGCGCAAGUUUCUUUUCAAAAAAAGAAGCACUUCUUCGACUUGCGCGGUAAAUAUGAGUCGCAAUUACAGAGGAGAGUUGCUGAGUUUAGUCGAAACUGAGGGCAGUGAAGAAAAUCCAAAAACAAGUCAAAGUCCUUUGGGAAAUUUAAGGAAGAAACACCAUAUUCUUACCCCUAGACAAAGCGAAAGAAAUUUAGAAUUAGGAGAGCCUUUUUCUGGGAGUAAACCGAGAAAAACCGCAAGACAAAAAAUUGGCGGAUUAGUAAAUUGGUUUAGAAAAGAAUACGGACGAACGGAUUCAACUGAUAGUCACGAUAGCAGUGAAUCACCAACUGAAAGUAGUUUUGUAAAACAACCUAGUUUAAGACGUCGAAGUCGACAUCAUGGCGCGUCAAGAACAACUCGGGGUGUUAGUCAUACUUUACAAAAAGCAAAACGUCGAAUGGAAAACCAAUUGAGUAAAAUUGGUUUGGUCAAGGGCAAAAAAAAGGAAAGCAUGGAAGAAACGCCUGGAAGUUACUUUAGUCGCAAAAAUUCCCUUGAAACUGGAGAAGCUUCAAGAGAAACUGAAUUUGUAAUUUUAAAAGAAAGAAGAUUGGUACCACGAGGAGCGAUUUUUGAUGGAAUGUUAAGAUUCUCAUUUCUGCUGGAAACAUGUCAACCUGGUUCGGUCCCUGAUAAUCAUUUGAUGGCUGCUCUACUUGAUUUACCUUAUGCACCAGUAGUUUCUCGCGCAGCAAUGCUUUUGGAAUGUGCACAUUUUGUCCAUCAGUGCAACAAGGGACACUGGCCUGCAUGGAUGAAACUUAAUUUUCCCAUGUUUCGUCCUUCAAUGCCUUUAAAUAAUCGAUCUGCACCUUCCGGUCUUCGACGAACUCACAUCUUGCAAAGAUCGGCUGGAAAAUUAUUUUACCAGUGGGCUGAGGCAAUUGGAGCUAGAUUAGAGGAGUUUCUACUGGAAGAUAAAACAGUCAUGGAGAACGCUUCAGCAGUUGCAGCUGAUGAGACUAAACACCGAGAUUUGAUUAUUGAAGACGAGGAAGAAGAUUUUCUCGACGAUGCAAGCAUAAACACUUAUGGUUCAUCAUGUCCAAUCGCAUUAAGAAUGGUUGCUUGUAUGUUAUUACUGGAAAUAACAGCUUUUCUCCGAGAAACCUAUCAAACUUUACCAAAAUCUAGUAGGAUUUCAACAAAAGAACGACCUCCCCCUUGGGAAAAAAUUUACAGUCGAGAAGCAAAUCGUCGGUGGAGUAUGGCCUUAUCUUCAAUGGGUCAUUCGCAAACCUCUGCACAAAGUCUUCAGUCAAUUGCUGGAGAUAGAGAAAAUGAGCGAAAAAUUAGUUUUGUUUUACACGAGCCUGAUAACGAAUCAGAAGGCAGUAGUAAAUCGAACGUGACAAUACAAGGAGAAGAAAUUCAGAAUAAUGAAAAAGAAAAAAAUAAACGAAUGCAAGCCCCUCAAGGAAGACCGUUUCUCUUACGCCGAGGCACAACUGGAAAUGCGACCUCAGGUUCUUUUAAAAGAAGGAGCCUCAAGUUACGAAGGAAUACAAAAGAGGGAAAAGAUACAGAAUGCGAGGCUUACAUUGUAAGAAGAGCAGAUUCAAUCCAAUCUAAAAGAAAAGUAAGCUCCCUCUCAGAUCGAAGUGAUACCUCAGAACCAGGACUAUGUGGUGAAGUAAGUGGGGAAGAGUCUCCAGGAAUUUUGAGCGAUGAUCAGCCUCCAGAAAGUCCAAGUGAUAGCAAUGAUACUGGCGAAACGAAUAAAAAUUUUCCUUGGAUGAGAGUAAUGGUACAAACCAUGAAUUUCUUCAAUUUUUAUUGCUCUCAUCAGUUAUUCUGCCAUCCAUUUUGCCAUCGAAGACAAAUGAGAGCAGGCAGCCGAUUAAUUAGAUCAGUGAGAAAAAUCUAUGGUGAAAAAUUCGGAGUUCUGAAUGGUUCUGAUAUGUUCGAUAUGGAUACAGAAAAAAAAGAAACUGUCAAGAAGGAAAAACGAAAUCGCAAAGUCUCUGAUCAAACCAGUGGUCAAAUUUCACCUAAGAGGAAAGAUAGCGUUGGUCGGAAAAAUAAAAUUGAUAAGAAUCCAGAAGGAUCUCAAUCAGGACGACUAAUUGGAGGAAACAGAGACUCGUCAAAAGAUUUGGCUGAUCAAGAUUCAGAGAAAGGUGCUGAAGCAUCGAAAAUAAUUGGGCCAGAAGAGGAAGAGAGUGAGACAAAUAAAGAGCCUUCGGCCAUUUUAAAAUAUAUACAAAACCAAGUAAAAGACGUUUUUCAUGCGCCCCUGGCAACUUUAGUAAAAGGUGCUGUUGUAAUGUCCGACGACCUUUUUGUUGAUGUCCUUCCAGUUGCCUGGGAACUUUUAUUAGAGUCAAAUCAAGAAGUUUGUGCUUCAGCAGCUUCACUUUUUAUAGUGGCUGCUGUUCGAGCCCCUAAUCAAGCAAGUGAAUUAAUGCAUCAGGGACUUCAGCAUACUAGUACGGCAAUUCGAAUUAAUGCAAUUUUAAGGUUUCAAGUCUUGUGGAAAUUAAGAUAUCAAGUUUGGCCACGUAUGGAAGAAAAUGCUCAUGUGACAUUUAAGGUCCCUCCACCAGGAAUUGAAUUUACGCUUCCAUCGCCUAAAAUUGGUAUUGAAUCUUUACCUGUUGUUGACCCACCUUGGAUGCCUCAGGUGAAGACUAAAGUUGAGGAAGUUACUAUCAGUCAGGAACGUCACAGAUCACUUGUAACUGCAACAAAGACAAGGAAAAAACAGCAAACUGAACUAAUAAAAAGAGCUUUACAAGCUCAGGAUGAUAAAAAAAGGGAAGAAAGGGAAAAUUUUCUUCUAACAACAAUACCUAUUACUGUCCAAGCUGCUUAUGAACCUAGCCCAGUUGGAGAUGACCAUGACGAAGGAAAUGUUGAUGAGGAUGGUGGAGACUUGGUACCCAGGAAUUUAUCCCAUCAUGGUCAAUCAGCUCUUUCCCUUUUUCCCUCUUCUUUAUGCUCUGCUAUUGUUCAAAUUAUUGCUCUUUUGGAUGAUGCUGCUGUCUCAGAUGAUGGAAAUGCUGUUUACGAAGUUGCUUAUCACGUCAUUUGGAAUUGUCUAGUGGAAGACAGUGCACUGUUCCUCAGGUAUAUCCUAGAACGAUUAACCAGAGACAAACAAGAACAAAUGUUCAAAGUAUUAAGACACCUGAUCAGAUUCAUACCAAAGCUUCCUCAGCAAGCGGCAUUUGCUCUCUAUAAUUAUAUUAUUGGUUACAUUAUGUUUUACGUUCGUUCUCCACACGAGGAAGGACAAAAACUAAUUGGUACUGCACUAUCUAUAUUGUGGAUGGUGGUACACAGUGUUCAUGGGAUAAUGUUCAAGGACCUAAAACAGAUUCUCAGAAAAGAACAAUGUGACGCUUCCAUUCUUCUAACAGCUAAUGUACCGUCAGCAAAAAAAAUAAUUGUCCAUGGUCCUCAAGAUCCUGAUGCUGGUGGAAUUCCUUCCCAAUUUCCUGUACAGGAAGAUACCCAAUUUUUCCAGAUUCUUCGAGAGUCUCUAGAUUUCUUUGGAAUUGAUGAACCUAAGCAUAAGGAAUAUUUUCUUGUUGACUACAAAACACAUCAAAUACACAAUCCUUCAUCAUAUGUUCGUGACUACUACUUCUUCAAAAGAUCACAAUAUCCCCAACUCGAAUUAGUACAUAUGAAACCAGAAGAUGCUUUCAAUGCCCUCCAACGUCAAGAAUUAUUGCACAAAUUUGUUGAAAUUGGAAAAGUCAUGCUGACUUGGGCAAUUUUAAAAAACGUGGAUAUGGUUGUUCAGAGGGUUGUUUUCUUGCAUGAAGAACUUAUGAAACUACCAUCCUUUCCCAGAAAAGCGUUAGAGGCUGACCUUGAUCUUUACAAGGGGGGAGAAAUGGGAAGGGAACUUCUAGGGUUGGAUGUGAUGCAUAAAUUUAUGUGGGUGAGAUUGAUUGCUCGAAUGUUCGAAGCCAUGGCAGGAAAUUUCGCAUACUCCGGAGAUAUACAUUUAUUUUUAAAUGUCUUGAAUGGGGCGAUAAUACUUCAUAGUGAAGAUUCCUGCAUUUUACGAUACGUAGUUGCAACUUAUAUAAAUGCUGCUACGAAUUUUAAAAAUAUUUUUUCUGUUAAUGGAUACCUUUUGAUCAUGCCAACCUUGUUACAACUAUACUCAACUCAUCAGACAAAUAAACUCGUUACAACAACAGUAGAACAUGCUGUAAAACAAUUUUAUCUUUUGAAUAGAAAGCCUUUCAUUCUACAGAUGUUUGGAAGUGUUUCGACAAUUUUGGAUACUGAUGAGACCAGCACUGUUGGUGAUGCCCACAAGGUGCCUUCAACAUGUCUCUUCAAUUUACUUCUCAGUCUCGAAGAUCCUUCACCAGAUCCCUUGAAUAUUGGAGAACUCGUAAAAGAAGAAAAACCUCUGAAAGCAAUUGACUUUUGUUACCACGAUGAAGAUGAAAAUGUAACUGUUCUAGAUUGCAUUUCCCUUUGUGUCAUGGUCAUUGCAUAUGCAGCAGAUUCAAUCAGAGGACAACAAAUGCUGACAAUUCUAGAGGCUAUUCUGCCUUGCUAUGUUCAAAAAAUUCAACAACCUACUUACAAUAGAGAAGGAAAAACCGAAAAAGAAAUUAUAAAUCAGUUGGCAAUUGCUGUUAGGACUCUAGUGAACAACUCUGAGACUUUAACAAAAUACUACAACAGGCCUCAAAAAUCGAGUCCAGAACACAAAGGAUCUAGUCAAAAAAAUUAUGGAAAAGGGCCUUAUUCUCCGGGUUUUGAUUUCGACGAUGAAGCUCAUGUCAAAUAUAUGGAACAUCCUAAAAAUCGAACAUUUUAUGACAGAGAUAAUGACGAUACUGACAGUUCUCAUAAAAAUGAAUUUAGAAGACCAAGGGAUACUUUAUUAAAUAUGGUAGGAGAUUUUGUAGCUCGUUGCUCUGUUCGUCUUGUUGAGAUAAAUAAAAAAUCGCAGGAUGGAAAAAUGAUCGAGAUCUUGGAUUCAAAAUGUCACGUCCGACUCGCAGAUAUUGCUCACAGUCUUUUGAAGAUUUCUCCUUAUGAUCCAGAGACAAUGGCCUGUCGAGGGUUAAAAAGAUACAUGAAUGACAUUUUGCCAUCCACGGAAUGGGCAAAUGACGAUAUGAGACCAGCUUUGACUUUAAUUUUACGUCGACUGGAUAAAACAUUCAGCAAAAUCUAUAAAAAAGCGUCAAUAAGAAGAAAUACUGACUGGGAUGCAGCUAGUGAUUUGCUGAAAGGAAUCUACGAAACUCUUUUAAAGUUUCCAUAUAUUGCGCAUUUUCAAUAUUUAAAAACCCUUUUGGGCACCUGUCAGGCUAUUAUAAUUGGAGACACAACAGGAAUAGAAAUGACGUCCUCUGCUUCUGCUGCUUUAAUGUCAAAAAUACCCCCUCAGCAUUUUUGUUCGACUGUUUUGAGAUUAAUUGCCCUUCAUGUUAUUUCUCUGGGAGAAGGAUAUUCUUUAGAAAAUACAUGUGGUGGCCAUGGAAUGUUUUCUUCUCAUACGAGGACUGAAAAUGUUUUAUUAAACUUACUGAUACCCUUGUUUUUAAGAGUUGGGACUGGCAGGAAAGACGUACCAAAAUUAAGGCUAACAGAUAUCAGUUUUGCCUUAACAGCAGUUUUGAAUACUCUUUGGCCUGCAGGAGCAAAAACUUUGCUGAUAACCUCGCACCACAUGAAAGGUGCAGCAGACAUGAGAGCAGGAAGCUUGACUUUUGCUGCUCGUGAUGCUAAAUUUCCAACAAAAAUAUCAGUUAUUUUGUAUCAAAUUGCAUUUUUAGCACUAAAAAUAAUGACGAUCUGCUUCGAAAGAGAACUAACGACAGAAUGGCCAAAAAUAAUGCGAACGAUGAGACUACUGAACAAAAGAAACGAAGCAUCCCUAUACUUAUGGGACUUUUUGGAAUUUGUUGUCACUCAUCGAACACCACUUUACAUUCAAAUGUUACCAUUUAUCGUUCAGAAAAUUGGACAAGCUCCAAUAUCUGAACAUGAAAGAAAUAUGCAGACUUUAAUUCGUGAAAAAAUCAAUGGAGACUGGACUUGUUGUGUUCCCAAAUCUCGAGGUGCUUUACUCGCAGAUCUUAUUCACGAUUUAAAGACCCUGAAAGAAAAGAUAGAAGAUCGGAAGAUUGACGAAAUGCAACCAGAACCAAAGAGAAGUGUAGCGGAUAUGCAUGUCACAAACGAAGGAGCCUCUCGGACACAAAGGCCUUCUUUACUUAUCGACCUACUAACAGGAGACUUGGGAUCUAGAGCUCACAUAAAUCGUACUCCUGCAGAAACUCCAGUUUCUCAUUCAACCGGUUUUCAAACUGUCGGACAUUCGUCUCAUCAAUCGACCAAUUCCAGUAGCACCACCAAAACUACUAUACCUGAUCCAACUGCUUGCAAUGAAACAACGAAAAGAGGUUCAAUUUCAAGUACUAGUGCAGGAUCCACAACUCUUCGGGAUGGAAGUGACGUAGGUGCAUCUGCAGAAGGCCCGCUUGAUCAUGCACUUGGAACAGAUAGAACCAAACCAUCUUCUAUCUUUACUCGUCAUAAGGCGCCAAAACUGCGCUUUGUCUCUUCUGUAGAGUAUAGGCACUCAUCAGGGGAGACUGUGACGAGUCAGUUGAGCCCGAGCAGUCCGACCGAGGACAGCUCGAGCGAGUCGCGUCCAGACAAACCACGACUGCAGAGAUCAAUGGGUCAAAGCAAACGGACCUUUCGUCUAAGGAAGAGUCGAAGGGCUCAUGUUGAGGUCUCUAGAGAAUACAGUUUUCCUCCCCAUACUCAUCAUAGUCUGGACACAUCUUUUCAGCUACCCCAUGAUUUCCAAAUUUCACAGCCAAAAUCUGAACCAGGAAAAACACCAGUGGAACAAUCAUCAUCUCCAAGUACACCAAAAAUAUCAAUGACACCUACAACAGUGAUAGACUCAACAGCUAUUAACAUCCCUUCAGAAACGUCUUCAAUACGAUCAAGAAGAAGUUUUUCGAUGAGGCAAGGGGAAGGCGAGAGGACCAACGAUACACCGGAACAACAAAGUAGUCAACCACAGAGUUAUUACUCUCAUCAUCAUCAUCUUCGUCCUCAAUCUGAUAUGUCGUAUGAUGAAGACACUUCGAGUACGUCUGGUUAUAGGGAAUCUUACAGCAUGCAUAUUGUUUCACUGGACAAUAGUAAUGGGUGUCGUCAGGUUCAAGGACCACCAUUAGCAUCGCCAGAUUUAAACGAUAUGGCUUCUACAAGCAGUACAGUGACAAAUUACAUUGCAUAUGAUGGAAGCUCUCCUGAUUGUUCAAUGAAUAGUAGCGGUUGUGAAAAAACAGCUUUAUUAACUUCUAGCCAGAGAACAAAUUCUCAAAAUUCAUUGAUGAUGGUUUUCCAACCACAAGAUGAAGAUACGUUGAUCUAAUUAGACGUGUUUAAUAAGGAUUGUUGAAUUAAAAGAUGGAGUUUAUUUAUUCAUGAAGUUUAAGUUAAGUACUAAUCUACAGCAUAUAUGUAUGUGAACAAAGACAUUUUUCAGCCAUUCCCAUCGUAAUGACUGACAUGUAUAAAAAAGAAGUAGAAAUCAGUGACCAUUUGUUAGAUGUUCUAAUACUAUAGUCACCAGUCAUUGAUGCUAAUGGCUAUAGAAUUUUUUUAAAAAAGCAACGAAAAUUUUUAUCUAUUUUACGAAUUUAGUGUCAAGGAAAGAUUUUGUGAGCACUCUAAAUGCAGUUAUGAUAAGCGCCUAUAUGUAUGUUUAUACAACAAGGUAAUAUGAUGUGAUAAGAGUAUUUGUACCUAAAUGUUGAAAUGUUUCGAAUCUGUUGAUUAUUAAUAAAAGAA
This is a messenger RNA of Belonocnema kinseyi, 11485 nucleotides long. It is a transcript of the gene unc80, whose product is annotated as protein unc-80 homolog. The coding region runs from base 450 to 11066 and encodes 3538 amino acids. NCBI's taxonomy places the organism in Eukaryota, Metazoa, Arthropoda, Insecta, Hymenoptera, Cynipidae. The transcript is spliced from 51 exons. Gene Ontology annotation, molecular function: monoatomic cation channel activity. Gene Ontology annotation, cellular component: axon; cation channel complex. Gene Ontology annotation, biological process: monoatomic cation homeostasis. The record is from RefSeq and is a predicted model, not a curated record.